AUGGAAAAGUUCCUGCGGGAAUGGAGGCAGGAUGCCCUGAACAAGGCCCAGUACGAUUCCGCCAUCUUUAUCGGCGACAAGCUGCUGGCCCUAACGAACGACGAUAAGGACGCCUUCUGGCUGGCCCAAGUACACUUUGCCACCGGAAACUACACCCGCGCCCAGACAUUUCUUGCCAAACAAGACCUAGUCGCCCGCAAUGUCUCCUGCCGAUAUCUUGCUGCGCACUGCCUCAUUAAGCAAUCGAGAUUCGAUGAAGCAGUGGCCGUCCUCGGCGAGCGAAACCCGACCCACCUCAUCAACAAUGCGAGCAACAAGCGGAAGGCGAACACGGCACCCUUGGGACGAGCGGUGGGCCACAGGGGGAGGAUGGCUCGCGACGAUGCCGCCGAGGAGGAGGCUACUAACAGAAAAUACGAAGCCGCCAUGUGCUACCUGCGGGGUAUAUGCUACGCCAAGCAGAACGCCUUCGACCGGGCCAAGGAGUGUUACAAGGACGCUGUCCGGAUCGACGUACAGUGUUUCGAGGCGUUCCAGCAGCUCAUGACGAACUCCCUGCUGUCGCCCGACGAGGAGUGGGCGUUUCUUGAGUCUCUCGACUUUGAUGCAAUCACGGUAUCUGGGGACGUUUCGUCGUCGCAGGAGGCAGCCGAGUUCACCAAAAUGCUGUAUACGACACGGUUGUCCAAGUAUAGGGAGCCUUCGGCCUUCACCGCAGCGUGCGACUCGUUGUCGACGCACUACCGUCUGGCAGAUAACCCUGAUCUGCUGCUCGCCAAAGCCGAUCUGUUGUAUACGCAGUGUCGUUAUCGAGACGCCUUGGCCAUUACAGAGUCAAUACUCGAGAACGACAAGUACAACUUUAGUGUUCACCCGCUGCAUCUAGCCUGUCUGUAUCAAUUAAAGAUGAAGAACGCACUAUUUCUGGUGUCCCAUGACUUGGCGGACAAUCACCCGGAGGAGCCGUGCUCAUGGUUGGCUGUCGGCAUUUAUUACUUUGCGAUUGACAAAAUUGCAGAGGCGCGACGAUAUUUCAGUAAAGCCAGUAUGAUGGAUGCACACUUUGGCCCCGCGUGGAUCGGCUUCGCGCAUACAUUUGCUGCGGAGGGCGAGCAUGACCAGGCCAUAUCGGCGUACUCAACAGCGGCGAGACUGUUCAUGGGGACACAUUUGCCACAGGUGUUUUUGGGCAUGCAGAACCACGCACUUAACAACAUGACGCUGGCCGAGGAGUUUCUCAAGACGGCGUACGGUCUGUGCAAGACGGACCCACUGCUAUUGAACGAAAUGGGCGUUGUCAAAUACCACCAGGAUAAGCCGCAGGAGGCUGUUCAAUUCUUUCGGGCGGCAUUGAAAACCGCCGCCGAGAUCGACUCAGACCCCCAGGCUUGGCUGUCCCCGAGGACGAAUCUCGCACACGCGUACCGUCGCCUGCGUCUCUGGAAGGAUGCACAUGUAGAGUUUGACGAGGUCUUGCGCCAGGGCGGCAAGGACGCUGCUAUUUUUUGCGCCAAGGCGCUCAUCUAUCUGGAAGAGGGCCGUCCUGAGAAGGCGAUUGUACCGCUACAUGAGGCACUCGCCAUCAAUCCUCAGGACGGCACUGCCACAGAGCUGUUAAAUAAGGCACUCGAGGAGACAUCGACGAUUGAUUUUGCAGAUGGCGACGAGCUGGAUGCCUUUGAGCAGGAGCUUGAGUUGAGCAAGGCCGCCGCUAGAGAGCAACUGUCGAACAAACUGCCGAAGCUGCGGCGAGACGUCAAAGGCAAGGCCAAAGUCAGCAGGCCGCGGAUACUUGUGGAUGAAGACGAGAAGGGAGAGAGCAUGAUGGAGAUGACUGACGACGAUUAG
This is a messenger RNA of Colletotrichum graminicola M1.001, 1848 nucleotides long. RefSeq names its product tetratricopeptide. The record is from RefSeq and is a predicted model, not a curated record. Gene Ontology annotation, molecular function: protein binding. The coding region runs from base 1 to 1848 and encodes 615 amino acids. NCBI's taxonomy places the organism in Eukaryota, Fungi, Ascomycota, Sordariomycetes, Glomerellales, Glomerellaceae. Gene Ontology annotation, biological process: cell division. The transcript has 2 exons.